AACAGGAAGCCUGGACACAGGAGAAAGAACUGAGCUGGACUGGAAUGGUGGGUGGCCAUAGAACAAGGACCUGCCUAAGGCUAGGUCCCCCUGCACUCUGACUGCCAUGCUGCAGGAGCCUCCACACUGUUUUGCUGGUGCCCAGGCCUGAAAGGAUUACAGAGCAAACCCAGAUCUCCACAGCUUAGACUCUGCCCUUGCCUCAGGAGAAGUCCCUCUGCUCCUGGGCCUGCUUCCUGGACUAGGCCUGUGUGUUUUCUCUUCGUGUAUGUCACCUCUUCCCAGAGGUGGCUGUGUUUCAUGCAGGGUGUUUGGACUGAAGAAACGUUUCUGAGGACCCAGCAGACAGGCAUAGAUGCAAGUGUGCUCUGGGUUUACAUUAGAGGAGGCCGGGAGCAAAGGCAUUGGGGGCAAGAGGACUUGGAGACCAGAAGACAGUCCUUAGCCAAAGCUCAUUUCCAGCUUCCUGACAGGAAGGGAAGGUGUGGUGCCCACCGUGUCCUGCUCUCUGGUCAUCGUUUCCAGUUACCAAACACAUUGCUGGAGAGAGCAGGUAUUUUCAAGGCACUAGUGUUUAUUUUCUCCUCCCUGUGCGCCUGGUAUUCGGGGUACCUGCUGGCGGAGCUCAUUCCUGACGCGCCCCUGUCCAACACCCUCUACAGUAUCAAAAGCAUUGGAGAGAGACCUGUCCUCAAAGCCCCAACCCCCAAAAGGCAAAAAUGUGACCACUGGGCACCGUGUCCUCCUAACACCUAUGCCUACCGUCUGCUCAGUGGUGGUGGCCGAGACAAGUAUGCCAAGAUCUGCUUUGAGGAUGAGCUGCUGUUAGGAGAGAAGACGGGGAACGUGGGAAGAGGGAUAAACAUCGCUGUCGUCAAUUAUGAGACUGGAAAGGUGAUAUCAACAAAGUACUUUGACAUGUAUGAAGGUGAUAACUCUGGGCCAAUGGCCAAGUUCAUUCAGAGCGCCCCUUCAAAAUCCCUGUUAUUCAUGGUGACCCACGAUGAUGGGAGCUCCAGACUGAAGGCCGAAGCAAAGAAUGCUAUAGAAGCCCUUGGAAGCAAAGAAAUCAAGAACAUGAAGUUCAGGUCAAGCUGGGUGUUUGUUGCAGCAAAGGACUUUGAGCUCCCUCCAGAAAUGGAGAGAGAAAAAAUCAACCACUCGGAUCAAUCCAAGAACAGAUACUCCGGCUGGCCAGCAGAGAUCCAGAUCGAAGGAUGCAUACCCAAAGGGCUGGGAUAGCAGUGCCUGGGCCUCAAUAAAUGUUUUUUGUACAAAUACAUGCAGCUGGAAUGUCUCAGGAGUCUGAUCCCUUGAAGUCCAUAUUUGAGGGGAAAUGUUGAUGUGAAUUUGUUGUAAACCAACAAGACAUUGUUAGUUACACUGAUUCUUAGCCGAUGAUGUUAUUGUAUUGCUGUUUGUACAGUGGAGGUAUUGUCAAGCCAGGAAAGCAAGCAGAAGGGAGUUAUGAUGGGGAAAAACUGAGUGGAGGGUGGAAAGAAGCAAAACCGUUUGCUGGCUACUGAGCAGUGUUGUACUCAUGUCUAAGUCAGGCCACUGUGUGGUCCCUACAGCUCUUCAGAGUUCCUUUAUUCUGCUGUCCCUCCCAACACCCUUGUCCCCAACAUUUAUCUUCUAGGGAAUG
This is a messenger RNA of Peromyscus californicus insignis, 1645 nucleotides long. It is a transcript of the gene Fam3b, whose product is annotated as FAM3 metabolism regulating signaling molecule B. NCBI's taxonomy places the organism in Eukaryota, Metazoa, Chordata, Mammalia, Rodentia, Cricetidae. The transcript has 8 exons. The record is from RefSeq and is a predicted model, not a curated record. The coding region runs from base 301 to 1242 and encodes 313 amino acids.